Nannospalax galili (Upper Galilee mountains blind mole rat) is the source of this 1008-nucleotide messenger RNA. RefSeq names its product FKBP prolyl isomerase 3 (gene Fkbp3). Gene Ontology annotation, molecular function: peptidyl-prolyl cis-trans isomerase activity. The record is from RefSeq and is a predicted model, not a curated record. The transcript has 7 exons. The coding region runs from base 55 to 729 and encodes 224 amino acids. NCBI's taxonomy places the organism in Eukaryota, Metazoa, Chordata, Mammalia, Rodentia, Spalacidae.
GGCGGCGCGGGACUGAGGCGGGCUGGUUCAGUGAGGCGGCGGCAGCAGGGGAAAAUGGCGUCGGCGGUUCCGCAGCGGUCGUGGACCGUAGAGCAACUACGCAGCGAGCAGCUGCCCAAGAAGGACAUUAUCAAGUUUCUUCAGGAUCACGGUUCAGAUUCGUUUCUUGCAGAACAUAAAUUAUUAGGAAAUAUUAAGAAUGUAGCUAAGACAGCUAAUAAGGACCAUUUGGUUACAGCCUAUAAUCAUCUUUUUGAAAGUAAGCGUUUCAAGGGUACUGAAAGUAUAAGUAAAGUGUCUGAGCAAGUGAAAAAUGUGAAGCUUACUGACGAUAAACCCAAAGAAGCCAAGUCUGAAGAGACUGUGGAUGAGGGUCCACCAAAAUACACAAAAUCUAUUCUAAAAAAAGGAGAUAAAACCAACUUUCCCAAAAAGGGAGAUGUUGUUCACUGCUGGUAUACAGGAACACUACAAGAUGGGACCGUUUUUGACACAAAUAUUCAAACAAGUUCAAAGAAGAAGAAAAAUGCCAAGCCUUUAAGUUUUAAGGUUGGAGUAGGCAAGGUUAUCAGAGGAUGGGAUGAAGCACUCCUGACUAUGAGUAAAGGAGAAAAAGCUCGACUGGAGAUCGAACCAGAAUGGGCCUAUGGAAAGAAAGGACAGGCUGAUGCUAAAAUUCCACCAAAUGCAAAACUGAUUUUUGAAGUGGAAUUAGUAGAUAUUGAUUGAAAAAGCAGUGCUUCAGACUAAAGACAUCAGCAACAAUAAAAAUUUGGCCUUGAAAUUUAAUGUAACUAAUUAAAGCUUGUUACUAUAAGGGAAGAGUCAACUGGAAAAUUCAAAGAGCUAAAACUUGCUUAUUUGAUGUUAACUUUUGAGAAAUGUAAUCCCUUGAGUCCCUUGAAAUCUCAGAUAUUUUACUAUUGCUAUGUAGAACAUUAUGGAGAACUAGUUGUUUAUCCUUUUACCUCAUAAACUGAAAGGCUCAAUAAAAAUGUCUGAACUGUC